Molecule: messenger RNA, 847 nt
Organism: Drosophila miranda
Lineage: Eukaryota; Metazoa; Arthropoda; Insecta; Diptera; Drosophilidae
Product: lachesin
Exons: 2
Coding region: 1-654 (217 amino acids)
Cellular component (GO): neuron projection
Source: RefSeq, a predicted model, not a curated record
AUGGAAUUGGAUGCACUCUCAAACAAAAACCUCCUGGCCAUGUGCAAGGAGCACGGCCUGCCCUCCGUCGGGGUGGCCGACAGCACUCGUGCCUGCAUCAUCCCCGCCGAGGAUAGUGCCACCUAUGUGGGCAACAUACUGCGCAUCAAGUCGGUGAAGAAGGAAGACCGCGGCACCUACUACUGUGUGGCCGACAACGGGGUCAGCAGGGGAGAUCGCCGCAACAUCAACAUUGAGGUGGAGUUUUCGCCAGUGAUAACCGUGCCACGGCCCCGUCUCGGCCAGGCGCUGCAGUAUGACAUGGAUCUGGAGUGCCACAUCGAGGCCUACCCACCGCCGGCCAUUGUCUGGACCAAGGAUGACAUCCAGCUGGCCAACAACCAGCACUACAGCAUCUCGCACUUUGCCACCGUCGACGAGUACACCGACUCGACGCUGCGCGUGAUCACCAUCGAGAAGCGCCAGUACGGAGAUUAUGUGUGCAAGGCCACCAAUCGCUUUGGCGAGGCCGAGGCUCGUGUGAAUCUGUUCGAGACGAUCAUCCCCGUGUGCCCGCCGUCCUGUGGCCAGGCGUACUAUGCCGGAGCCGAGGAUGUGGCUGCCACCUCCUUUGCCCUCGUGGGCAUCUUGCUGGCGCUGCUCUUCACCAGAUAAGCCAAUGGUCCCCCCACUGACUCUGACUACAAACGCUCCAAGUCCAAACCAUCAAUCAGCCCUCGAAUACAUAAAUAUAUACUAUACAUAGAUAUAAUAUAUAGCAACCUACAUCAUAUACAAAUCAAUCCAACAGACGUCGCAAAAUGAUUCGAUUCUCUUUUCCUCUGUUCCUGACUAUUUUUUGUAGAGU